Molecule: messenger RNA, 168 nt
Organism: Trichoderma atroviride IMI 206040
Lineage: Eukaryota; Fungi; Ascomycota; Sordariomycetes; Hypocreales; Hypocreaceae
Source: RefSeq, a predicted model, not a curated record
UUGAAGAAGCAGGAAAGAGGUAAAAAAAAAGUAUCGAGAAAUAAAAAUACAUACAACACCAGGAGUUCGCUGGUCGUCACCGACCCGGCUACUAUUCCGGCGCUCAUCUGGUUAUCAAUCGGAGAUCGGACGGGAUCCAGAUUUUUCAGGUGGCUGUGGUCGUAUGUG